Messenger RNA from Trachemys scripta elegans, 2634 nucleotides. RefSeq names its product interleukin 23 receptor (gene IL23R). Lineage: Eukaryota; Metazoa; Chordata; Testudines; Emydidae. The transcript has 15 exons. Gene Ontology annotation, cellular component: membrane; external side of plasma membrane. The record is from RefSeq and is a predicted model, not a curated record. Gene Ontology annotation, molecular function: cytokine receptor activity; protein binding. The coding region runs from base 153 to 2603 and encodes 816 amino acids. Gene Ontology annotation, biological process: cytokine-mediated signaling pathway.
UGAACUCUGAAUUAGUCCCAGCCUCUUAAACAUGCUGUGAAGUAGCAGUGAGUAGAGAAAACAAGGAGCUGACUACAGAAAUGGAACAAUGGCCUGAUAGAUGGCAAGAGGCCAUGCUUUCCCACUGACAUCGGCCACGAAUCAAUCAGGCCAUGGUUAGAUUUAAAGUGGCAGUGGCACUCCAUAUACUCUUCAGCUGGAUUUACAGAGGAGUCUCAAACGUUCACUGCUCUGGAUACGUGUGGAUAGAGCCAGCUCCAGUCAUUCAGAUGGGUUUGAACAUUUCUAUAAAUUGCCACUCUACGGUAAACUGUCAAAUGGCAAAGUUAUACAUGAUGCUAAAUAAUACUCAUAUAGAAGACAAAUUAUUAACAACAAUAAACAAAACUACAGUGCAACUUCAGCUUCAUGAUUUCAGAAAACCAUAUUCCAUUGUCCUAUGUUAUGCCAAGUGUCCCAGCAAAGCUGCAGAUAUGAUAGUAUGUGGAACACAAUUUUUUGCAGGACAUCCACCGGACAGUCCAACCAAUUUAACUUGUGUCAUUUAUGAACAUUCAGACCACCUGACUUGUGCUUGGGACGCAGGGAAGUACACCUACAUAAGUACUAAUUACAUUCUCUACCUGAAGAGUUUACAGACAGGUGAGGAGAAAGCAUUUCCUUCGAAUGCAGCAAUCAACAUUUCAUUGAGCAAAUUACAAGGAGGCAAACUGUAUUCUAUUUGGGUCCAAGCCAAAAAUGACCUAGGCACAGCACAUUCGGAUCAUCUGCAAGUUAACGUUGAGGAUUUAGUGAUACCAGCCACACCGGUUAUCACCAAUGUUGAAACUACAGACAGUUCAGCACCGAGAACCAUACUCCACUGGAAAAAGCAAACAUCCAUGGAGAACGUUUAUUGUGAAGAGAGAUACAAAGCACUGGCAGACCAAACUUGGCAUAUGAAAGAAUGGGACAUAAAUGUGACAAGAGGGCCACACACAGAGUACAGCCUGGAGUCGAACACAGAGUAUGAGUUUCAAGUGAGAUGCCGAUUAAUUCUUGCCAAAAGCUAUUGGAGUGGAUGGAGUGCGCCCUUUAUUUAUACAACCCCAGAAGCAGCACCUUCUAAAAUCCUGGAUGUGUGGAGGGUUAUGGGUCCAGUAUACACGAACGGUAGCCAAGAAGUGAUGGUCUUGAUAAAGCCUCUCGCUCCAAAAGAUGCCAGAGGAAGAAUUCUGGGUUAUACUGUGUUCCAUGAAAGCCAGGGAGAAAUGGUUAACUUAUGUAACACAUCAGACACACAAUGCAAAGUUCUGGUUUCCCCAGCAAUGCGCACCGUCCAUGUGACUGCAUACAAUUCAAAGGGAAGUUCCAUGCCAGCCAGUAUAACAGUGACCCAAGAGCACAGUAAUUUUAACGAUUUCCUAUCCCCCACCAACAUGCAGAUUAGCCAUGAUGACCAUAGAGGAGUAUCUGUCAAAUGGGAGCUGCCUAAAUACAUUGGAAGAUCAGUCCUGUGGUUCAUAGUUGAAUGGAUUUUUGCAGCUCAGCAUAACCAGCAACACGAUUUUUUAUGGAAGAAAGUCCCCAGCCAGGAUACAUUUACAUAUAUAGAGGGAGACCUCACAGAAGGAAUUCACAUGAACAUUUCAGUAUAUGCAGUGUAUGAAGAUGGAAUAAGCAAGCCAUGUCCUGGCCAAUUUUAUCUGGUGGAUUUAGUAAAAAGGCUCCCAAACACAAGCAUUGAUACUGAUCCUGUAAUCAUCGCCACAGCUACAGGGGAGAUUUCCUAUGAUAACGAUGGAGACGUUUUUUGGGGAAUAGGCACUGGUGCGAUCAUACUAUCAAUUGUUUUCUUAACUUUGAUAUUUAAAAAAUCACUUAGAAAAAGAGUUAGCACAGCACUUGCAUCAUUGACACCAAAAUGGCUGACUGAAGAUUUUCCUAAUGUGGAAAACAGCAGUGUGGUAAAGUCACUCCAGGAAAAAAGUGAGUUAAUGAGUAGCAAUUCCACCCAGUUGUUCUUGGAUAAUGAUGAUCCAGUCAUUACGGAAGUACUAGAGACAUCACUGCAGGAGGAGUGCAAGACCACAGACACCAAAAAGGGAAACAGAAAAGUGGCCACUGAGCAUAUGGCCAUCUCCCAAAACUCACUGAUUGUCAGCGCUCUAGUCCCUGAGCAGAACAAUGGAUAUAAGCCCCAGGUUUCCAACAGAAGCCCACUGGGAAAUGUAUUUAGUAAUACUUACGAAACACAGUCCCAAGCACUGGAUCCAAACACGUAUCUCUCAAGCCAAGAUACACAUGUUUUGUUAAAAGAUUAUACAAGUCCUAUUACUUUCUUGUGGAAUGCUGAAGGAACUGGGAGCAAUACAUUUUUACUUGAGAAGUUUAACCUCAUUUUAAACAACAACAGAAGUGGACAGAGCAACAUUUUCAGUACAACAGAUGAGGAAUCUAAUACACUUUUGGAAAACCAGUGGAAAAGUCCACCGUCCACUGAAAAUGUUCAAGAGCAGACGUUAGUUCCAGAUGAGUUGGUCUCUUGCUUAGGAGCUGUGACUGAAGAAUCCAUAGGUAUAAAGUCCUAUUUUCCACAAACUGUUGGAAAACUAUUUCAAUAGAAAUAAUUGUAAUAAAGAAAUAAUACUAUUU